AUGGCCACCCUGGGCAUUAAGCCAGGCCUCCGCUGCACUGUGUCUGACUGGAUGAACAGUAAUAAUGAGCUCUCAGUCACUGCCGAGCAAAGAAGACACCUAUCACACGAGAUACGACUGGAGGGUAGGGCUCUGUGCAAUGAGACCACCAAUAAGACAUUGUGGGGUGAAUAUGACAGUAAUCGUCAACUUAAUGACAGAAUUGGUGACAUCACACUUUGGAAGAAGAGCCUGGAGGCCUGUGCAGAGGAACUGGAUAAAGAAAUGGAUGCUCUCACACUAGCAAAAGAAGCGGCAGAGCGUGCUCUUGCAGCCACAGUCUUGCCCCUGGAGGUCACUAAUGAGUGUUUGACCUUGAGGGAAGGUCGACGGGGAAAUGAGCUGGUUAGUGACCCAGUGGAAGCAGAGCUAAAGAAGGAGGUGGAGGUGAUCAAUAAGGCACAGCAAGUCCUGCAGGAAUAUAUCGAUCAAGCCUUUAAACAACUUUGUUUGCUGCAGGAAGCCCGUCAUCAACUGACUCUUGACCUCCAGCACAAGAUGGAGGCUUUGGAUGUUGACCUGUCUUGCCUGUCGCUCUCUGUGACGUCAUCUGAGAUAUCCCUGAAGCCCAAUCCCACCAGAGUUCCUCCAGGUUCCACAACCCCUCAGCAGUGGGUGCAGUUCAGCCACCACAAUAUAACCCAAGCCAAGGAGGAAAUGCAGGCUUCUCUGCAUCUGAGAGAGAAUAUCAGUAUCACUAUAUCACAGGUGCAAAAUGAAUUAGAGUUUCAGCGCAUAGCUACACGAUUCACCUUCCGGAAGCGUAUUCAUCAGCUGGAGCAGGCUCACCAGGAGUUACAGUGGCAGAUAAAAACUACUCAGGAUGAGAUUAAUGAGCUGAAAGAAGACAUCCUUAGACUGGAGAGGGACAGGCAAGCUAAGAUGGCGCCACUAAAACUGGUGCACACUCGACUGGAGUACAGGACCAGGAGGCCUGGCAUGGAUCUAUGUAGAGACGAGGUGCAGUACGGCCUGGUGGAGGAGACCAAACAGCUUUCUUCUUCUAUUUUGGCUCUGAAACAGAAGCUGGCACAGGCUCAGGACUCUUUGCAGGCUCUGCAGCUACAUGAAGCUCGGAUGCUUGAGGCUCUCGUUCAUAAACAAGAAGCUCUAUCUCUUGAGCAACAGAGCAUGCAAACACGCCAGCGCCUGAACUCUGCUCAAAAUGGAUUCGAACCCUCAGCCGUGCUGCCUCUCACCAACUCUAGUGGCAUGCAUAAGCUUCCGCUGAAUUACACAGGCUCAGCUUGA
Neoarius graeffei (lesser salmon catfish) is the source of this 1290-nucleotide messenger RNA. It is a transcript of the gene tekt2, whose product is annotated as tektin 2 (testicular). The record is from RefSeq and is a predicted model, not a curated record. The transcript has 9 exons. Gene Ontology annotation, cellular component: microtubule cytoskeleton; nucleus. Lineage: Eukaryota; Metazoa; Chordata; Actinopteri; Siluriformes; Ariidae. Gene Ontology annotation, biological process: cilium assembly; cilium movement involved in cell motility. The coding region runs from base 1 to 1290 and encodes 429 amino acids.